Molecule: messenger RNA, 1599 nt
Organism: Bombina bombina (fire-bellied toad)
Lineage: Eukaryota; Metazoa; Chordata; Amphibia; Anura; Bombinatoridae
Product: retinol dehydrogenase 7
Exons: 6
Coding region: 217-1170 (317 amino acids)
Molecular function (GO): oxidoreductase activity
Source: RefSeq, a predicted model, not a curated record
UUUUCCCUGCAUUCUUUCUUCUGUCAGCUGCUAACAUGAAUCUCUUCUCUGUAAUCAGUAAUGUAAUACAAAUCUGAUAACAGCAGUUAUAAAGUCCAUCUUUAUCCAGGACAGGCUGUGACUACUCCCCUUUUAAUGCUGGCAGGUUUCCUGUCUAAUCCCCGCUGUAUGUCCUGCCAUUGACCAGGGAGAGAAAGAAAGUGCUCUUCAGUCAUUAUGUGGCUCUGUCUUCUGGUGCUCUCAUUGCUGGUCCUGGUGUACAGAUGGUACAGACAAAGUCAGAUACUAGAGAAUCUCUCAGAUAAAUAUGUGAUGAUCACAGGAUGUGACUCUGGCUUUGGGAACUUAGCAGCGAAACAACUAGACCAGCGUGGUCUGAGGGUGCUGGCUGCUUGUCUGACUGAGAAAGGUGCUGAGGAACUGAAGAAGGAGACGUCCAGCAGACUGCAGACUGUGAUCCUCGAUGUUACUGACAGUGAGAGUGUGAAAUCUGUAACUAAGUGGGUGACUGAUAUUGUCAGAGAAAAAGGACUCUGGGGUUUGGUGAACAACGCAGGUGUUUCAUUGCCAAGUGCUCCCAAUGAGUGGAUGACAAAGGAUGAUUUCAAUAAGAUCUUAAACGUGAACCUUAUGGGUGUCAUUGAUGUCACAAUUAACUUGUUGCCCCCUUAUCCGAAAAGCCGGGGACGUGUGGUCAACGUAGCUAGCAUUGCAGGGAGGUUGAGUUUCUGUGGUGGUGGAUACUGUAUCUCCAAAUAUGGAGUAGAAGCAUUCUCUGACAGUCUCAGGCGUGAAAUGACCAACUUUGGUGUGAAGGUUUGUAUAGUAGAACCUGGCUUCUUUAAAACGCAAGUGACAGAUCCAAAACUUCAAAGAGAGAUUGUGAAUAAACUCUGGGCACAACUCCCAGAUGGGAUACGCAAGAGCUAUGGGCAGCAGUACUUUGACACAUAUUGCAAAUCAAUUGACUUCACACUAUCAAUUUGCAACAAGAAGCUCUACUUGGUUACCAACUGCAUGGAGCAUGCCUUAACUGCAGUGUAUCCUUUUACGCGCUACUCUGCUGGUCUGGACGCCAAACUGCUGUUUCUUCCACUCUCCUAUUUACCUACUGCUUUUACAGAUUUUUUGAUCGGACUCCGUCAACCUAAACCAGCAGAAAAUGCCUAAUUUUUUUUUUUUUUUUUCUCGUGUACUCACAGUAGCUGAAGUCCCGCUUGAACGAUCUUCAUCCCGGCGGCUCAACCUUCAUCCAGGCGGCUCCAUCUUCAUCCAUCGCAGGACUGGCAUCUUCUUCAUCCCUGCGGAGGCGGAGUGGUAGAUGCGCGGAGGUCCAGGCGGAGGUCCAUAAAUCAAAUGUGGAGUACCAUUGCAUUCCUAUUGGCUGAAAAAUUUAAAUCAGCCAAUAGGAAUUAGAGCUGCUAAAAUCCUAUUGGCUGUUCAAAUCAGCCAAUAGGAUGAGAGCUACUGAAAUUCUAUUGACUACUCAAAUCAGCUAAUAGAAUUUCAGUAGCUCUCAUGGCUAUAUAAACCAAAAGCCAUAAACAGACUUUCAAUGUGCAAUUUUCCUAAAAAUGAAUAAACCAUAUAAAUACUUUA